Molecule: messenger RNA, 3111 nt
Organism: Vigna unguiculata (cowpea)
Lineage: Eukaryota; Viridiplantae; Streptophyta; Magnoliopsida; Fabales; Fabaceae
Source: RefSeq, a predicted model, not a curated record
GUGACCCUUGUAGAGUGCAGAGAAGUUAGAAUGAAAUCAUGGAUGGGAAAGGGGUGGUUGUUUCCGGUGUUGCUGCUCUUUCAUUUUUCAUUCUCCCAUUCCUUGUGUCACCCCCAUGACUACCUUCAAUUGCUUCACUUCAAGGCCUCCUUAACCAUUGAUAUUACGAAUAAAUAUUCUUAUCACUGUGAUGAGGUUUAUCGAAGCAUAGAAACAUGGGAAAAUGGAACAGAUUGCUGCUCUUGGUCUGGAGUGACCUGUCACCCCAUUUUUGGUUAUGUCACUGCCUUACACCUUGCAUGUGCUGGGCUACAGGGUAAAAUCCAUGCAAACAGUACCCUUUACAGUCUUUCUCAUAUGCAAUCACUCAAUCUUGCUUUCAAUGACUUCUCCAACUCUCAAAUUCCAUCCACCAUAGGUGAGCUUGUGAGCCUCACACACCUCAACUUGUCUUCUUCAAACUUUGAAGGUGAAAUUCCUCCUCAAAUCUCACAUCUUUCCAAAUUACAAUCACUUGAUCUCUCUGAUGAGUUUAGGUUAAAAUGGGAAGAAGGCACAUGGAAGAGGAUGCUCCAAAAUGCAACCCAUUUAAGGGUUCUAGUUUUGGAUCAAACAAAUUUGUCAUCAACCCUAAUGAGCUCACUCAAUUUGUCUUCCUCUUUGAUCACUCUAAGUCUUAGAGGAACUGGGUUAAAGGGAAAGUUGACAGAUGACAUUCUUUGUUUGCCAAAUCCGCAACACCUAUAUCUAUCAUAUAAUUCUGACCUUCAUGGCCAACUUCCGGAUCUGAGUUGUAGUUCAGCUUCUCUCAAUGUCUUAGAAAUGAUUAAUUGUGAUCUCCAAGGGACAAUCCCUCCUUCUUUCUCUAACCUCACACAUCUUACUUCAUUGGACCUCUCAUACAACUACAUCGACGGUUCAAUUCCACCCUCUCUCUUAACCCUUCCACGUCUAAAUUCUCUGCUUCUCUAUAUUAAUCAUCUCAGUGGUCAAAUACCGAAUGUGUUUCAUAAGUCAAACAAAUUUGAAGAAUUGGAUUUGAAUAGUAACAAUAUCCAAGGUGAGCUGCCAUCAACAAUUUCAAAUCUUCAACACCUCAUUUACUUGGAUAUAUCGCGUAACAAAUUAGAGGGACUUCUGUCCAACAAAAUAACUAGGUUUUCAAAUCUAACUAGAUUAUAUUUGGAUUCCAACUUGCUAAAUGGUACAAUACCUUUUUGGUGUUUCUCUUUGCCAUCGUUGGAGUAUUUAUAUCUAUCCAAUAAUCAUUUUAGUGGGAUUAUACCUGCAAUCUCGUCAAAUUCCUUACGGAGUCUAAGUUUGGAUGGCAACAAGCUACAGGGCAAUAUUUCAGAAUCAAUUUUCAACCUUGUCAACCUUACUCAAUUAUCUCUCUCAUCGAACAACUUCAGUGGUUCUGUCAAUUUUUCACUCUUCUCCAAGUUCCAAAAUCUGGAAUAUCUUUACCUCUCAAAUUUAAGUCAAUUAUCACUAAACUUUGAAUCAAACGUCAAUUAUAGUUUCUCCCGCUUGCAGGAGUUGGACUUGUCUUCCAUGGGUUUGACUGAAUUUCCAAAAUUAUCAAGAAAAACCCCAGUUUUGGAAAUUCUCGAUUUGUCCGACAACAACUUGAAUGGAAAAGUGCCCAACUGGUUGCAUGAAAUGGAUUCUUUAAGUGAUGUAUACCUAGACCGAAACUUUUUGACAACACCAGUGGACCAAUUCUCUAGGAACUACAAUCUAUACUAUCUUGAUCUAAGUUUCAAUUUACUCAGUGGUGCUAUCUCUUCGUCGAUUUGUAAUGCAAGUUCCCUUCACACUCUCGUGUUGUCCAACAACAAGUUGACAGGCAGCAUUCCACAAUGCCUUGUGAGUUUACCGUUCCUUUGGGUCUUGAGUCUAGAAAGCAACAGACUUAAUGGAACUUUACCAAAUACCUUUUCAAACAACAAUCUCAAUAUUCUGAAUCUCAAUGACAACCGAUUUGAAGGUCCUUUGCCAGAAUCAUUGUCCAACUGCAUGCGACUGAGCGUUUUAAAUCUUGGCAACAAUCAACUGGAAGAUACAUUUCCCCAUUGGCUUCAAACUCCACCAAUUUUGAGAAUAUUGAUUUUGCGGGCUAAUAAGUUCCACGGUCCAAUUGCCAUAUUCAACAAGACCAAGUAUGUAUUUCCUAUUUUAAAUGUUUUUGAUAUCUCAUCCAACAAUUUCAGCGGCCCAAUUCCAGAAGACUACAUACAAAGUUUUGAAUUCAUGAGGAAUGUUAUUAAAUAUGAUUUUUUUGGCUCACAGAUAUACAUACGAUGCCUACCUAUGACUGUAACAACAAAAGGUAUUAGCAUGCCAUUAAAAAAAAUUCCAAUAAACUUUGUGAUCAUGGAUUUAUCAGUAAACAAAUUUGAAGGAGAGAUUCCAAAAGUAAUUGGAGAGCUUCAAGCACUCAGAGGACUCAACCUCUCCCACAGCAGACUGAUGGGUCCUAUUCCCCAAUCCUUGGGAAAUUUGACAAUGUUGGAAUCUUUGGAUCUCUCUUCAAAUAUGCUCACUGGUAGGAUUCCUACAGAAUUGGUGAAUAUGAAGUUUCUUGAAGUACUGAAUCUUUCCUAUAAUCAUCUUGAGGGAGAAAUACCCAAAGGAAAGCAGUUUGAUUCUUUUUCGAAUGAUUCCUAUAAGGAAAACUUGGGCUUAUGUGGAGAUCCAUUGUCAAUGAAAUGCAACCAGAAUCAUGAUGGACAUCCUCGACCUUCACAAAGCUUGUGGAGAGAAGAGAAAUUUGGAUUUGGUUGGAAAGCCGUGGCUAUAGGGUAUGGGUGUGGAACAGUAUUUGGAGUGGGGAUCGGAAGUUUUAUGUUUUUCAUGGGAAAGCCAAAAUCGCUUGUGAGAAUGUUUGGGGGUUAACUUUAUUAGAUGCUCAAAAUGAACACUGUGUUUAGGACUCGCCAACGAAUAAAUCAGCUCAUGCAAAUAUGAUACUUAGUAUGCUAUUUUCUUUUCCUUGUCUUAAUUGUGGUGAAUGUAGUAUUACAAAGUUUAUAAAUCUACGAAGUUCAGUUUUGAGAAAUCCGAUGAUCAUUGAUCGAAAUUGAAAUAGAAAAAGUUUCUGGAUAAUGA